Symbiodinium necroappetens is the source of this 690-nucleotide messenger RNA. Lineage: Eukaryota; Dinophyceae; Suessiales; Symbiodiniaceae. The record is from the annotation of a GenBank genome assembly.
AUGGCGAUGAAUGGCAUAUCGUGCGCUCCACCACUGAAUGUGCACAUGGCGGGGUCUGGAAGACGACUAUGGAUGGAUCCAGAUGCAUAUGAUAUCUUCGUCUUUCAUCCCGAAGUACCCUGGUCGGCCUCUCCGGAGGAAUACUCAGAGGAGGAGUCAAACUCGGAAACAUACUCCGAUCUGGACAUGUCCAGCAGCACAGUGUACACCUGUUGCAGAGCCGUGUGCCACAGUGGCGAAGGAUGUGACGGAUGUGAGGAAACCUGUGCAGUUUGUUUGGAGACUUUCCAAGACGGCGACUCCGUACGCGUCCUGCGUUGUCGCCACACUUUUCACACAGAAUGUGUGGAUAGAUGGCUGGCUGUAAACCGCUUGUGUCCAUUAUGCAAGCAGGACGUUGCACCGACCUGGAAGGAGCGCAAGGACGUCACAGUAUCCAGGCCGUCCCAGGUAGAGCGGGUAACCCUGGUUCUGGACUUCUCUGCCAUGCAGAUAUUCGAGACCCGAGAUCGCCCGCCUGCCAUGCAGUCCACGUCCGCUGUAGGCAAUGUGGGCCGAAGCACAAUACCAAGUUCGGCAUGCCCUAUCACCACUGUACAGCAUCGUCCGAGUCAUAUGGUCCAGCUGGACACCCAGUCGGUCCAGAGCGGUAGAGUGAGGCGAGUUCGUCAAUCCGUCAUUGCACUGUAG